This is a messenger RNA of Tauraco erythrolophus (red-crested turaco), 3088 nucleotides long. NCBI's taxonomy places the organism in Eukaryota, Metazoa, Chordata, Aves, Musophagiformes, Musophagidae. The record is from RefSeq and is a predicted model, not a curated record.
AUGGAGCAGUUAGAGAAGAUUAAUUUUCGCUGCAAACCGACUUUCCGAGAAGGAGGCUCCAGAUCUCCAAGAGAAAACUUUGUCCGACACCACUGGGUGCACAGGCGGAGGCAGGAGGGGAAGUGUAAGCAGUGUGGAAAGGGCUUUCAGCAGAAAUUCUCCUUCCAUAGUAAAGAGAUUGUGGCCAUCAGUUGUUCCUGGUGCAAGCUGGCGUUUCAUAACAAAGUCACCUGUUUCAUGCUACAUCACAUUGAGGAGCCGUGUUCCCUGGGGGCUCACGCUGCUGUCAUUGUGCCUCCCACUUGGAUCAUUAAGGUGAAGAAACCUCAGGUGGUCUCCGUACCAGGAGACGAGCCUGAUUGGGCAGGAGACUGGAGCCCCGAAGGGGAAACGGGCGUCUCCUACCCCUAUUGGGAGGGUUGGCAGAACUCAUUAAAGACUUCAACACGGCGAAAGAAGAGAACAUCUUUUAAAAGAAAAGCUAGCAAAAGAGGCAAUGAAGAUAACAAAGGUCGGCCAUUUGUGAUAAAGCCUAUCUCUUCUCCACUCAUGAAGCCGCUGCUGGUUUUUGUGAAUCCCAAAAGUGGAGGGAAUCAGGGCACCAAGGUUCUCCAAAUGUUUAUGUGGUAUUUGAAUCCACGGCAGGUCUUUGAUCUCUCUCAGGAAGGGCCAAGAGAUGCGCUGGAGCUGUACAGAAAAGUGCCAAAUCUGCGGAUCCUGGCCUGCGGUGGGGAUGGGACGGUGGGCUGGAUCCUCUCCAUCCUCGACGAGCUGCAGCUCAGCCCCCCGCCUCCUGUGGCUGUCCUUCCGCUUGGCACUGGGAAUGACCUUGCCCGCACCCUCAACUGGGGUGGGGGUUACACAGAUGAGCCAGUGUCCAAGAUCCUGUGCCAUGUAGAAGAUGGGACCAUUGUCCAGCUGGACCGCUGGAAUCUCCAGGUUGAGCGCAACCCUGAUUUGCCACAGGAUGAGCUGGAAGAUGGGGCACGUAAGCUUCCACUCAGUGUCUUCAAUAAUUACUUCAGCCUUGGAUUUGAUGCACAUGUUACACUGGAGUUCCAUGAAUCUAGAGAAGCAAAUCCAGAGAAAUUCAACAGCCGAUUUAGAAAUAAAAUGUUUUAUGCAGGGGCAGCCUUUACAGACUUUCUGCAAAGAAGCUCAAGAGAUUUAUCCAAGCAUGUUAAAGUUGUGUGUGAUGGUACAGACCUGACUCCAAAGAUCCAGGAGCUGAAGUUCCAGUGUAUAGUGUUUUUAAACAUACCCAGGUAUUGUGCUGGCACAAUGCCCUGGGGAAAUCCUGGAGAUCACAGAGACUUUGAGCCUCAACGUCAUGAUGAUGGCUACAUUGAAGUCAUUGGGUUCACCAUGGCCUCGCUGGCUGCUCUCCAAGUGGGUGGUCACGGAGAGAGGUUACAUCAGUGCCGUGAGGUGACACUUUUAACAUACAAGUCUAUUCCCAUGCAAGUGGAUGGUGAACCAUGUCGAUUGGCUCCCUCACUCAUUCGAAUCUCCUUGAGGAACCAAGCCAACAUGGUGCAGAAGAGCAAGAGGAGAACAUCCAUGCCUUUGCUGAAUGAUCCUCAUUCCAUCCCAGAUCGCCUGCGCAUCAGAGUGAACAGGAUUAAUUUACAGGAAUAUGAGGGGCUACAUUACGACAAGGAAAAACUCCGGGAAGCUUCCAUUCCCUUAGGAAUUAUAGUUGUACGAGGAGAUUGUGACUUGGAGACCUGUCGUAUGUACAUUGACCGUCUACAAGAGGACCUACAGUCGGUAACUUCUACUACACAGAGAGUUCAUUACCAGGACCAAGAAAGCUCUUUCCCUAGAGUACUUUCUGUUCAGAGGCUCUCUCCUAGAUGGUGCUUCCUAGAUGCAACUUCUGCUGAUCGUUUUUACCGCAUUGACAGAUCUCAGGAACAUUUGCACUUUGUGACGGAAAUUUCGCAGGACGAGAUUUUUAUUCUGGACCCAGAGCUGGUAAUGUCACAGCAGGUGGGGACACCACCGGGAAUGCCUGAUCUGGUAGUGGAGCAGGCCUCUGGAAUAUCAGAUCGGUGGAACCCAGCGGUUCGAAAGAGGAUGCUGAGCGACAGUGGCCUUGGCAAGAUUUCCCCACACUACGAGGUACCUGACAAACAAAAGGACGCCAGCCAGACACAUAUGCUGCAGUCACCGGUCUCUUCAGAAGAUCAAGCACUUUUACAGGCAGUCAUAGCUGGUGACCUGCUGAAGUUCAUAGAAUGCUGCAAAAAAGGAGCCAAUUUGUUAAUCCAAGGACCUGAUCACUGCUCUUUGUUACACCAUGCUGCCAAGACUGGACAUAGCGAGAUUGUGAAAUACAUCCUGGAGCAUGGUCCGUCUGAAUUACUGGACAUGACAGACAGUGAAACGGGCGAGACAGCACUACAUAAGGCAGCCUGCCAGCGCCAUCGUGCCGUCUGCCAGAUCCUGGUGGAUGCAGGAGCCUCUCUGAGAAAGACGGACUCCAAGGGUAAGACACCUCGCGACAGGGCUCAGCAAGCUGGUGACCCAGAUCUGGCCUCCUACUUGGAGAGUAGACAAAACUACCAAAUGGUUUCCCACGAGGAUCUGGAGACAGCAGUCUGAUGUCUGAAAACAUCGAAGAGGAUCCUUGGAAAACGCAAGGCUGCACCUGAGGCGCUUGGGCAUCGUGUGAGGAAGAAGCUGAUGGAAUCAACGUGUCUUUCAAUCUCGUGAAAAAUACCUGAGGACAUGCCGCCAGUUUCUAAGGGCUACUGAGUCUUGCCACGGAACGGUUAGGUUCCAUAAGUUAGCCCAUGAUGGAUGAGGCGGGACACUCAAAGGUCUGUGGAAUCCAUGGGCCAUGGAAACUUACCUUUAUUGCUUCCAGCAAGUAGCAUGAACUUCUCUCAUGUUCAUCUGUACAAUUUAUUAAAAAAAAAAAAAGGAAAGAGAAAAGAAGGUGUGGGGGAACCAAACUAACUGGGACAUUAAAACACCCAACCAGGCCGUCCUCCUGCAUUCCUUUUAUUCUCCCAUUCUCCUCACUUCUCAUCAGUUAAAUAGUACCUGUUAUCUCUGUGUUAAGUCUUCAAAAAUGGUCAGG